AUGGCGUAUUUCAAAGAGAUAACAGUGGAGGUGGUGGAGACACUGAGUCAUAUGCUGGAUAUAGAUCUAGAGUUCGGAAGUGAGACCCGCUGUCCCGACCCCAUCACACCUGUCCCAGCUCCUCUAGGGGACUCCCACCCUCAGACCUGCUUUCCCGGCUCCUCUCGGGGACGCCCCUCAAACUCGCCCCUGUCAGGCACUCCCCCGCCCCGAUCUGCCAUCCCGGCUGCUCUCGGAGUCCCCUCUCUUCAGACCCGCCGUCCCGACCCGUUUCGGGAACUCCCCUCAGACCCACUGUCCCGCUCCCUGUCGGGGUCCCCUAUCUUCAGACCCCCUGUCCCGGCCCCUCGCGGGGUCUCCCCCUUAGACUCUCUUGUCCCCUCCUUCUCUCGAGGUCCCUCACCCGAACCUCUGCCCCAGCCCCUCUCGGGGUCUCCUCUCCACAGUCCCGACCGUCCAACCCGCUCCCGGAACUCUCCUCACUCCGCUUCUCCCCGACCUCAUUCUGUCCAAGAUCCCCUCGCCCUGGCGCACGCUGUCACCGCCCCGCGCCCCGGUGCUCUCACCUCAGACCUGCUGUCACCACCCGGGCCCGGCGUCGCCGCUGCCGCUUCCUCUCUCACACUUGUUCCCGAGUCGCUCUUCUGCAGCUCGUCCCCUGGCGGAGCCCUUGGUCCGGUCGCUGAGUGCCCGGUCCGGCCGCGCGGAGCCUCCGCCCGCGGUCUCCGCGUCGCGUCCCACUCUCUCACGCAGGACCCCGCCGCCACCGCCGCCGCCGGGCGCCACACGGACACUCCCGCGGCCGCCGCUGCUGCUGUCCGAGUUGGCCCCGCGCCGCCCCCGGCGGGACCCCCGCCGGCGCCGGAGUAUUACCCUGAGGAGGACGAAGAGCGGGAGAGCGCCGAGGACGACGAGCGCAGCUGCCGGGGCCGCGAGUCGGACGAAGACACCGAAGAUGCUAGCGAAACUGACCUGGCAAAGCAUGAUGAAGAGGACUAUGUAGAAAUGAAAGAACAGAUGUAUCAGGAUAAACUGGCUUCUCUCAAGAGACAGUUGCAGCAGCUGCAGGAAGGUACAUUACAGGAAUAUCAGAAGAGGAUGAAAAAACUAGAUCAGCAGUAUAAAGAGAGGAUACGAAAUGCAGAACUCUUCCUCCAGCUGGAAACUGAACAAGUGGAAAGAAAUUACAUUAAAGAAAAGAAGGCAGCAGUGAAAGAAUUUGAAGACAAGAAGGUUGAGCUGAAAGAGAACUUGAUUGCUGAAUUAGAAGAAAAGAAGAAAAUGAUUGAAAAUGAAAAGCUAACUAUGGAGCUGACUGGAGAUUCUAUGGAAGUGAAACCCAUCAUGACCAGAAAGUUGCGGAGGCGACCAAACGAUCCUGUCCCCAUUCCAGACAAGAGGAGAAAACCUGCUCCUGCCCAGCUAAACUAUUUGUUAACAGAUGAACAGAUCAUGGAGGAUCUGAGAACAUUAAAUAAGCUUAAGUCACCCAAGAGACCAGCAUCCCCGUCCUCUCCCGAACACUUGCCUGCCACACCUGCAGAGUCUCCAGCGCAGAGAUUUGAAGCCCGGAUAGAAGAUGGAAAACUGUACUAUGAUAAAAGAUGGUACCACAAGAGCCAAGCCAUCUAUCUGGAGUCAAAGGACAACCAGAAACUGAGCUGUGUGAUCAGCUCUGUUGGAGCCAAUGAGAUCUGGGUGAGAAAGACAAGUGACAGCACCAAGAUGAGGAUUUACUUGGGCCAGCUUCAGCGCGGGCUCUUUGUGAUCCGCCGGAGGUCAGCGGCUUGACUUUCUACAGUGCUCUACUUCCCUUGAUCUUAUUUCUGGAGUGUUUUUUUUUUUGUUUUUGUUUUGUUUUGUUUUAUUCUUAAUAGAAAGUUUUUAACUUUGGAAUUGCUCCUUGGCCUUGGAAAAUGGAGAACACUGUUGUGGAUUCUGCAAGGCACUUUUGCGGCCAGUCACUUCCAUUUUUGUUUUAUUCUUUCUUGCCUUGACUUCUUCCAGCCACAGUCACCAUGAGACUAUACAGGAGUACUUGGAGUUUGAUUUACUUAUUUCUUUAUUUUUGGCUGUGUGUGUGUGUGUUUCUAAGUCUCCUUUGAGUUCGAAGGGAUAUCGCUUUUGAAAAUUAUCUUUAGGUCUUUUUACCAUGAGAAGAGGAGCAGAAAGGGAUAUAAUCUACAAUCAUUUUCAUGUUUUAAAUCUGGUUAGUGGAUCACAUAGCUAUGUCCCUUGUUGAGCCCGAUUCACUGUUUCCCCAGAAGCUUGGGGCAGAGGUCCUAGCAGAAGGAGAUUAAUUCUCCUGGCUCUCAGCCUUCUCAGAAAAAUAAAUGCCUUGCGUAACAUCUGGCACACGCCGUCCAUUCUACUGGCUGAACAACAGGAAAGAUAUGCCUGAGGUACUAUGUGCACUGAAGUAAUUGGGGUUGGGGGCAGGGGGCAUUUUAUAUUCGUAAUGUGCUCAAGGUACCAUAUUUUAAAUGUUAUCUAAUGCAAAUAGUUUAUUCAAACACAUUUGUUCUAUCUCAAGCUAGAAGUGGUCAUUUCAGACAUUUUCAUUUGUAAUUCAUUUCUCUCGCCUGCUCCCAAGUAGGUGAAGAGGUACCUGCCACAGGCUGGUUAUCUGGGUUAUCUAUGGAAGGCGGGGAGGUGAGAUUGAUAGUGGAAUAAUCAGUGAUCUACAGACUCUCACUCAUAAUUCAUAUUGUCCUCUUGUCACUGAUGCCAUUGCACAUUGGCCGUUCCAAACCCGUGGAACCUUGUUGUUGGCGCUGUCAGCCUCCUAGGACAUCUUCUAGGACGUCUGGCCCAGGUCAAAGACAAAGCUCUGCCAUGGCUGCCACUAAAUCUACACUCUUCCUAAUAUAUUCAGAUGAAACAGACUCCCCUUCACUCCUUGCUCCCCUUCCCUCAUUCCUAUAACUGGAGAAAUGAUUCAUUGGGUGGUAGGGAUUUUUAUGUCCUAGUUGCCACCUUACGCUCUUUUUAAAGUAUUCGGAGUUAGAGCAAGUGUUAGCGUCUCUGUAGGCAGUCAGUAGGCUUUACACAUCCUAGGAGAUCCUUGUAACUCACUCCCUCAGUCCCAAGUCAUUCCCUCAUGUUGUCUCUUGAUGUAUACACCUCAGAGUAAGUUGGGGGCUGUAAUGACAUAUGAAUCACCUCCAAAGUCCUGGCUUCAACAGAGACCAAACCAUACUGAUUCAGAGUAAAGACUUGUACAGAUAUAUUUUUGUUUUAAUUUAUAAUCUAUUUUUUCCUCAUUUUUUUCCCAUGGUGUUGGAGUCUCAUUUAGAAAACAGGAUAAAUGAUGCUGUUGAUCGAAAGUUGCCUGGGCCUUCUGUGUUUCUUCUCCGCCCUGACUCCCCCAUUCCUAGGAUGUUUACUACAGUGAACCAAGUCCACAGUCAACAGGGCCUUCACCUCUUAUUUCUUCUUGGCGGCCUUGGCUGUAAGAGAGGAUCCGUUUUGCUUCAGUUGUCACUGUGAUGUGUGUAACAUCCCAUAAUAGCAGGCAGCUAUUGGUUAUCUAGUUCUCUGUGAUGGAAAUUAUUUAGAUAUACUUAGUGUGUAUUGCCAUCGAAGGUUUUUGUUUUUACUGGUUGUCUUGUCUUCCUAACAGUACACCAAAGUUUGGGUUUUUUUUUGCUAAAGGAUUAUAUCUCUGAGCGUUGCGGGUUCAGCAUUGAAGCAGCAACAAGUUGCCUUUUUUUCUUGCCUUGUCUGGUAGCACCUUUGUGCGUUUGUGAAGUAACUGAACACCAGGGUCUGGGCACUUCAGCCUUUUCUCUGUGAAUUUGAGGGUGUUUGAGGCCAUGCUUAGGUGUGGUCUUGGCCCCAUCAUUGCCUUCUGCGCCUCAGUUGUCUCACAAUCCUUAAAAUCAUGAAAUCGUGAAAAUGGAGGAACAUGUGAAGUAGACUUGAGACACAGUACAGUAAAUUAUAUUCCUGAUCCCAGAAGAUUUUUUAUUUGGUUGCUCCAGAGAUGAAAAAUCAGCAUUUCAACCAUGGGGACAGGCCCCUGUAGCGACUAGGGGUGGAAGAGCCCCCGUCCUUAGGAGAUGGCGGAGCUUUUGUGAUGGGCGAAACUAACUAGAAAGGUGAAACACACUUUGAGAUUCCUAGAAUGAGAAGGGGCCAGCUUUAGCCCAGCUGGCCAUUCUUAUUCCAGAAGGUCUUUGUGUCUCACUAGACCCCAGGGCACCAGAUGAAUUCCCAAGUUCAAACUAUUUCCUGCAAGUGAUGCUUCGAUAUAGGUUAGUCCAGACUAUUCUGAUCCAGAACUUGUGUGUAUGUUGUUCUGACGAAGAACCUGUACAUGUGUUUCAUGUGAGGCAUUUGCCUCAAGUAUUAUACACAGUGUUUGCUACGGAUGUGUCCCAAUAUUUAUUUUACCUCCUCUUGGGAGUUUUGUGUGCCACUCUCUCUGUCCCUAAGACAGUGUCCUCUUGAAGAAUUUCCAUAUUUCUAUAGCCAUACCAAAGCCAGGAUAUUUUUCAUUUGUUUGGAUACCAGUAUUUAUGGAUGUCUAACUACCUAACGUAACUUAAUUAAAAAAAAAAACAAAAAAAAA
Molecule: messenger RNA, 4573 nt
Organism: Pteropus alecto (black flying fox)
Lineage: Eukaryota; Metazoa; Chordata; Mammalia; Chiroptera; Pteropodidae
Gene: SUDS3
Product: SDS3 homolog, SIN3A corepressor complex component
Exons: 15
Coding region: 1-1791 (596 amino acids)
Biological process (GO): negative regulation of transcription by RNA polymerase II
Cellular component (GO): Sin3-type complex
Molecular function (GO): histone deacetylase binding
Source: RefSeq, a predicted model, not a curated record